AUGAGCUCGCGGCAUACAAAAGCGCCUAGCUCGGACCCGUCGAAAGUGACGCCGGCUCCGGCGACCGGCAAGACCGUGGUGUUGGACUUUGAGCAGUAUCCAGUGCCAAACGACGCCGCGCCGCGCAUUAGGCCGGACGUGGAGGCUGUUGUCGUCUGCCACGGCCUGUUCGGCUCGAAACAGAAUUGGCGCAGCUUGGGACGAGCCAUGUCAAAAAAGUUCGGCGUGCCGGUGUAUGCGCUCGACCUACGGAACCAUGGAACGUCGCCUCACAUCGAAGGUAUACACUACAAGGACAUGGCCGCGGACGUCCUGCGCUUCCUGCAAGACAACAAUCUCCGCAAUGUCGUCCUGAUUGGUCACUCUAUGGGCGGCAAGGUGUCGCUCGCGCUGGCGCUCUCGCCCGAUCUGCCACCAGGAACCAUCUCCCACCUCAUCAGCGUCGACAUGACUCCGGCACGCGGGCCGAUCAGCCCCGCGUUUGAGCAUUACAUCGAGGCGAUGAUCGCGAUACGCGAUGCGGGCCUCGAGACCCGCAACGAGGCAGACAAGAUGCUACAGGAAAUCGAAAAGGAUAUGGGCGUCCGGCAAUUCCUCCUCACCAACCUCAGCCGCCCGCCAUCACCAAACGCAAGGACGUGGACGUUCCGGAUUCCGCUCGAUAAUAUUCGCAAGAACAUCAGCCAGAUCGGCGAUUUUCCAUACGACCCAGUGGGGGCGGAAGGGAACGAUGGACAACGUCCGGAGCGCAAGUGGGAGGGCAAAGCAUUGUUCGUCAAAGGUUCCGCAAGCAAAUAUGUUAAUCGACGAAACAUUCCCAUCUGUGAAGCGUUCUUCCCCAACAUGAAGCUGGUCACAUUAGAGACGGGUCACUGGGUGCAAGCAGAAAAGCCGAACGAAUUUAUGCACGAGGUGGAGAAAGUCCUCAAGGAGAGCUAG
Tilletiaria anomala UBC 951 is the source of this 939-nucleotide messenger RNA. Its product is annotated as alpha/beta-hydrolase. Bases 1 to 939 code for a protein of 312 amino acids. NCBI's taxonomy places the organism in Eukaryota, Fungi, Basidiomycota, Exobasidiomycetes, Georgefischeriales, Tilletiariaceae. The transcript has 2 exons. The record is from RefSeq and is a predicted model, not a curated record. Gene Ontology annotation, cellular component: mitochondrion.